AUGAUGAUGACGAGCCGUCUGCUGUGCGCCCUGUUGGUGCUUGCCCUGUGCUGCUGCCCGUCCGUGUGCGCGUCAGAGGAUGAGCCUGAAGCUGCCGCUUCUUCCCCGACGACCACGGAGAGCACAACUCCGGCAUCACCCUCGACACUUGCUCAGAAAGGUAAUGUGUCGGGCGCGGAACGUGGAAAUACUGCAGGAACGGGAGGUGGUACGACCGAUCCGGAACCGAAAUCAAGUGAUACUCUCAAUAAGGUACAAGAAGAAAGUACGGAAGAAAACUCAGGGAAAAAAAGUGUCACGACAACAUCCACAGAACAAGCAAUUAAGAAUGUCGAUGAUUCCACCGAGACAACCACGACGACGACCACAACAAAACCACCAACCACGACGACCACGACGACAACAAAAUCACCAACCACGACGACCACGACCACUGCGCCAGAGGCACCAAGCACUACGACUACAGAGGCGCCGGCUGUGUCGACCACCCGCGCACCGUCACGUCUUCGCGAAAUGGACGGCAGCCUCAGCAGCUCUGCGUGGGUGUUUGCCCCGCUGGUGCUCGCCGCAUCCGCGCUGGCGUACACCGCUCUGGGCUGA
Messenger RNA from Trypanosoma cruzi, 600 nucleotides. Its product is annotated as mucin TcMUCII, putative. The transcript has a single exon. The coding region runs from base 1 to 600 and encodes 199 amino acids. Lineage: Eukaryota; Euglenozoa; Kinetoplastea; Trypanosomatida; Trypanosomatidae. The record is from RefSeq and is a predicted model, not a curated record.